This is a messenger RNA of Didymodactylos carnosus, 978 nucleotides long. The record is from the annotation of a GenBank genome assembly. NCBI's taxonomy places the organism in Eukaryota, Metazoa, Rotifera, Eurotatoria, Philodinida, Philodinidae.
AUGUCUAGUGGCCGCGGUCGUGGUAUCGUUCGUCGAAACGGGCAAUUUUCCCCAAUCCCAUUGUUAUCGUCUCUUUCACAAACGCACCGUGAAGAAUCAUCUAGUCAAAAUCAAGCUUCACCGAAUCAGACGACUACAUCGGUCUCAAGUCGUGCCGGAGUAGGUCGUGAAUCAAUGCGAUCAAACGCUCGGCUACCACUGGAGACUCAACAAUCUGACACAAUCGCCAAACAGAUUUAUGUGUAUGUCAAUCAUUUUAAAUUGUUAAACUUUCAAUAUCCAUUACAAGCCAUUUAUCAAUAUCGUGUCGACAUAACGAAUAAUUACGAUAUGGAAAUAUCAUUUACAAAAAAACGAGCAAUCCACGCUUGUUGGAUUAAAAGUUUACCCAGAUCAAUGCAGAACAACUUGGCAUUUGAUAAUGACAAUUUAAUUAUUUCAUUCAAAAAAUUACCUGAUAUUGAUGGAAAUGGUGUGACAUACAAAAUAUCGGUACCGAAUCAUUAUGGUAGACAAGAAUCGUUCAAUCUCACCAUAAAACUGAUUAAAUCUAAUCAAGGACAAAUCGAUUUACGACAACUUGACAUUAGUAGUUUAAAACAAAUAUUAACAACUGUUUUACAUGAAGCCGCAUCGAAAAAUGCUCAUGCCAUUCGAAAUCGAUCAUUUUACAUGAUACCAACAAAAGAGAAUGCAUUUGAUUUGGGUGAUGGUAAAGCUGGAUGGCGUGGAUUUUAUUCAGCACUGGUGUUGUCUGCCAGUGAAUAUAAAUUAGCUCUUAAUCUCGAUGUCAGUUAUACGGUAUUUAUGAAAGAACAACCGUUUUUGAAAUUUUUGUAUGAAUUAAUAUCAAAACAUUCAAUAGAGGACACAGAAGAAUUAGAGAAACAAAUAUGUAUGUUACAAAAUACACUUUCCACAGAUCAACGUUCUAUUGAUUACAUCAGUGAACAAAUUCGAGGUAUUAGAUUUAUAUGA